Nymphaea colorata (pocket water lily) is the source of this 1730-nucleotide messenger RNA. RefSeq names its product 1-acylglycerol-3-phosphate O-acyltransferase. The transcript has 10 exons. The record is from RefSeq and is a predicted model, not a curated record. The coding region runs from base 298 to 1509 and encodes 403 amino acids. NCBI's taxonomy places the organism in Eukaryota, Viridiplantae, Streptophyta, Magnoliopsida, Nymphaeales, Nymphaeaceae. Gene Ontology annotation, molecular function: A2-type glycerophospholipase activity.
GCUGAUGGUCAAAGCAGGCGGUGGCGUGGUGUGGCUGCCUUAUAGAGAAAGGAAGGGCGGGAGAGAAAAGUAGAAGACAGAGCGAAACUUCGUCUGGCGAUUGCCUUCUCUUCUCAAGCAGCUUCUUGAAUUUUCAGAGACGACCUCCUUCUCUCUGUGGCCCCGCCAUUACUGUGUCGCCCGUAUAACAGGCCGAGGGUGCUGGGCCUCCACUUUUCCCUUUCUCUUCCUCUAUAAUUUGGUUUGCUUCGAUCAACACGAUACCCGGCGAGAGGAGGGUGGUGGCCGCGCUGUUGCAUGAGAGUUGGGAGGAGGUGGUUUGGUUCCGCAACGGCCAGGAUGGCGGAGGAGGUAACCAGAAGCGUCGAAGCGCCUGCGCAGAGGUCGCGUUCUCUCUGGCCGUCUAUUCUCAGAUGGGUUCCCACGUCUACCGAUCAUAUCAUUGCAUCCGAGAAGCGCCUCCUUUCACUUGUCAAGACUGGGUAUACACAGGAGCAGAUUAAUAUUGGGUCAGGGCCUCCCGGUUCAAAAACCAGGUGGUUUGGAUCUACGAGCAAUGAGCCCAGGUUCAUUAACACAGUUACGUUCGAUAGUAAGGAGAAUUCACCCACCAUUGUUAUGGUUCACGGUUACGGCGCUUCUCAGGGAUUCUUCUUUCGCAAUUUUGACGCUCUUGGGAACCAUUUCAGGGUCAUUGCAAUUGAUCAACUUGGAUGGGGUGGAUCAAGUCGGCCAGAUUUCACAUGUAAAAGCACAGAAGAAACAGAAGCAUGGUAUAUUGACUCCUUUGAAGAAUGGCGUAAAGCGAAAAACCUUAGCAACAUUAUUCUUUUGGGACAUUCCUUUGGCGGUUAUGUUGCAGCAAAAUAUGCUCUUAAGCAUCCAGAACACAUCCAACACCUAAUUUUGGUUGGUCCAGCUGGAUUUUCAUCAGAAUCCGACCCUAAGUCUGAAUGGUUUGUGAAAUUUAGGGCAACAUGGAAAGGUGCUGUCUUGAAUCAUCUAUGGGAGUCUAACUUUACCCCUCAAAAACUUGUCAGAGGCUUGGGUCCUUGGGGUCCUGACCUUGUUCGCAGGUAUACAACCGCAAGGUUUGGCAGCUAUUCCACAGGUUCUACCUUAAAUGAAGAGGAAUCACGAUUACUAACUGAUUACUUCUACCAUACUUGUGCUGCAAAAGCUAGUGGAGAAUUGUGUCUGAAGCAUAUAUUUGCUUUUGGAGCAUUUACACGGGUUCCCCUCUUGCAACGGGCAUCAGAGUGGAAAGUCCCAACUACCUUCAUCUAUGGCGUCCAUGACUGGAUGAACUACACGGGUGCUGUGGAAGCUCGCAGGCAUAUGAAGGUUCCUUGCGAAAUCAUACGAGUUCCUCAGGCUGGACAUUUCGCGUUCAUCGACAACCCUUCCGCCUUCCAUUCAGCCGUCUUAUACGCCUGCCGUAGUUUCCUUUCACAGAGCCAAUCAGUGGUGGAUGAGGAGGCGCUCCCGGACGUCUUCACUCUCGUCUGAGGGGGCCAACGCAGCGUCGCCAUAAUUCCACGGUUCAUCUCCCUCCGUCAUCCCGUCUGGACAGCCAUCCAUACCUCCGUGUGUGUGUACAGUGUUACGUAAAAGUAAAAAAUUAUCUUAUUAUAACAGAGCAGUUGUGUCGUUUCACAGCAGCCAGGUUGCUUUGAAUCACAACGCAUUAUUUGGUUUGUUUUAUUUCAAUAAGAUAUUCACGAAGUUUA